This is a messenger RNA of Didymodactylos carnosus, 1206 nucleotides long. The record is from the annotation of a GenBank genome assembly. NCBI's taxonomy places the organism in Eukaryota, Metazoa, Rotifera, Eurotatoria, Philodinida, Philodinidae.
AUGAAUAAUAGCGAUAUGAUGGCAAAACAAAGUCAAAAUGAGAUCGAUACUCUUAUAGCAAAAGUUAAACCUAAAAAUCGUGAUCUAACACGUCGUGAUAUAGUGCAAGCCACUCAAGCAUCGCCCAGUAAUUUAUUAUUAAAAGUUAGUUCAUAUUAUUUUAAUGAUGGUUCAAAUAAAGAUUUAUUGUGUUUAGAAGGAACAGUCUCCGUGACUUACAAAGGUAAUCGUUAUAAUAUACCUAUAGAAAUCUGGUUGACCGAUGAUCAUCCAAAUAAACCACCAAUGUGUUAUGUGAAACCAACACCCGAUAUGCGCAUAGCACCAUCGUCCAUUGUUGAGUCUGACGGCCAUAUUGUUAUUCAAUAUUUGAAAUCCUGGAGACACCCAUCAUCGGAUUUAGCCCAUUUAAUAAUUCAAAUGGCUGAAGCGUUUGGUCAACAGCCUCCUGUUUUCUCAAAUGUUGGCGGAACCAGUGCAUCAAGAUCAUCAUAUUUAGUGCAAGGUGGGACACCAGGUUUAUACGGUCAACCGCCUCCGAGUAUUGUGAACACUUCUUAUUCAACCCAUCCGUCUUAUAGCAUGCCGUCUUAUCCAUCAUUAUCACAACCAUCUUAUCCUUAUCCACAACCCUAUGGUAUUGGCGGUCAAGCAGGACAAAUACCAGAAAAUAUUUAUAAAGAAUCAUACAUAACAGCUGUCAUGGAUAAAGUUAAAUAUAAACUAAUGGAAGUUGUGCACCAAUCGAAAGCUGAAAUUGCUUCGUUGCAAAAAACUGAAGAAGAUCUGGUGAAAGGACAACAACGUUUAGAUAUGUUCAUAUCAGAUGCUCAACAACAAGGAAAUAUCUUGAAUCAAUAUGUAACACAAUUAAAGUCGAAAACAAUAGAACUGAAAGAUGCUGUACAAAAAAUGUCAUCGUCACGGCAACAAUCAGCACAACAUAAUUUAAAAGAUGAUGCAAUUAUUAUACCAGCGCCAAUCUAUAAACAAUUAUUACAAGCCUAUGCUGAAGAUCAUGCAAUACAGGAUUUAUUAUAUUAUCUUGGUGAUGGUCAUCGUCGUAACUCAAUAUCUUUAGAUACAUAUUUAAAGCUUUUAUUUUUAUUUCAAUUUAAGCAUGUACGUGAAUUAUCUCGUCGUCAAUUUAUUUUACGUGCAACAAUGCAAAGAUGUCGACGAAUUGCCGGUUUACAAGUUAAAUAG